Megalobrama amblycephala (Wuchang bream) is the source of this 2954-nucleotide messenger RNA. RefSeq names its product probable G-protein coupled receptor 34. Gene Ontology annotation, biological process: G protein-coupled receptor signaling pathway. Gene Ontology annotation, molecular function: G protein-coupled purinergic nucleotide receptor activity. Bases 730 to 1713 code for a protein of 327 amino acids. Lineage: Eukaryota; Metazoa; Chordata; Actinopteri; Cypriniformes; Xenocyprididae. The record is from RefSeq and is a predicted model, not a curated record. The transcript has 2 exons. Gene Ontology annotation, cellular component: membrane.
AUAGUAGGUGAGAUAUAGUACAUACUAUUGUCUAAAUGGUAGACAUUUGUCCAGUGGUAGACAUAAAUGACAGGGAAAAUAAAACUAGAAAAAAAAAAAUCCUAUAAACUUGUAUUGAAGGAGGGAACAAAGUGGGAACAGAAUAUCAAAGAAACGUUUGCUUCUACUUCUGCCAGUAAACAACCACCCUGAAAACUCACAUCACACAUAUUUUCUUCAUAAAUUGUAAAAAUCUAGUUUAUACUGCAGUUAUCUAACAAAAGAGGGUUCAAUCUGUAGUUUAAUCUUAUUAAAGCUACUAAAAAACUUAUAUUAUGAAAUAUUUCUGUUAAGGUUCUUGUAAGGUUGUUACAAGCCAAAAAACUCUAAAGUGUAUAUUCCUCAACUGUGCACAGUUUUGGGGUAAAAACAAGGCAAUUGUCAUUAGAUGUGCUCUGAGAGUGGAAGUGAGUUUUGCUUUUCUAGAAACAUGGUUUAACUAGCACUGACAUAUCUGCAUAUCUGCAUAUCUGCUGGGGUUAAUAGCAUCGUCAACCACAGCAACCAGGUCUGACGUCACAUACGGGCAGAAUUUCCUGCAUAGGUGCUGUAGUUUCUGAACAGACAUGGACUUAGUCACUCGCUCGACAGCAAGCAAACCACUCACACAGGACCACCAAAUAUCUCUGUGUGUCAAGAUUUUUGAGGAGCAGUGGACAGCAAGUGUACACCAAUUUUUUGGCUGUCACAAUGUUGCAGGAAGGCAAUUUAACCACGAACGAGACCUGCAAAAUUCAUGAUGGCAUACUUUCACCCUUCUUGUCCAUUGGCUACAUUAUCAUCUUUUGCAUCGGCCUGCUCUGCAACACCGUCACCCUUUACAUAUUUUUCCUUCGGCGGCAUACAGACUCUUCCAUGGCCGUAUACAUGCGACACCUCGCCUUGGCAGACACUAUGCUGGUCCUGUGUUUGCCUGUCCGGGUUUACUACCACAACAAAGUAGGUCCCUUCUACUUGUGCAAGGUGGUGGGCAUCUUCUUCUACUUGAACAUGUAUUCCAGCAUCCUGUUCCUCAGCCUCAUCAGUCUGGAUCGCUACUUGAAAAUCAUCAAGCCUGUUUGGGUGUUCAGCAUCCAAAAGACCAAGUGGAGCCACAUGGCAAGCUACAUCGUCUGGGUAGUCCUCAUUUCAGGAAUGAUCCCCUUUUUGACAAGCAACAGCCUGGAACAUCCGUGCGACAAAGUUUGCUUCCACUUCCACAGCAAGGGGACUGUCGGUGGGACCAUUAACCUGACAACGGUGGUGCUCUUCCUUGUUUUUUAUGUGGCCUUUCUUUGUUUUUAUGUGAAGAUCACUAAUAAACUUAGGACUAUGUCCAUGGGUAAUGGUGACCCUAAAGCACAGGGUCGCAAACAGAGGGUCAUCAUGAAGACUUUCUUGGUACCGUCCAUUUUUACUUUGUGUUUCUUGCCUUACCAUGCAAUACGAAUCCCAUACGUUCUGGCUCAGAUGAAUGUAAUUGGGGAUCUUCAUAGCCAACAACUGUUGCACAUCUUAAAUGAGAGUACUUUGCUACUGUCUGCUCUAAAUAGUUGUCUGGACCCAAUUAUCUAUUACUUCUUAUCCAGUGCAUACAGGAAAACCAUACUCUGUGCCAUUCAGGGCAAGUUUAAAAACAUGCAUGCUUUAAACAGAAGGAGAAUCAGCAUAAACCGCUCAAUCACUGAAAUUUAGCCUUAAUGGAUGACUUUUCCAUUUGUGACUUUUGAUGACUACAUGAAUCAAAUUUUGUAGAUUCAACAAAUUGAAAUAUUAAGUUUUAAAUCACGUACAUUACUGGUUGACAGUUUGGGCACACAUGACUGUAUCUAUAUGAUUCAUAUUUGGUUUCAUAUGAUCCAAAAAAAAACAUUGUCUGCAACAAAAUCUUAGUAAUAAAAAAUGAGCAGGUGUGUCUAAAGUUCUGACUGGUAGUGUAAGUGUAUUUAAGCAUGUCUUGUGUUUCUGUAAAUACUGAAUAUGUAGCUGUAGCAUUUGCACUAGAGCAGUGGUUCUCAAACAGCUUUGCUUUGAUCCAGAUAUUGUGGUGGUCCCAAAAACAAAACCAAAAUGGUUUCUCUAAAAUUAAAUAUGGAUUUAUGUAUGAAACUUCACAGGCCCAACAAUGUAUAUAGUUAUUAACAAUAUAUAGGAAAAUGAGUGUUUAUUAUUUAUUUCUAAAUGCAAAAUUUCAAUGCUUUUAUGUUUUCAGCAGCCACAAAUUAAAAACAUCCUCAUCGUUUAUCCUCAUCGUAAGUGAACUUGUAGUGGGUCAUAUUUUUGUUCAUUUAUCAUAUUUUUAGUUUUUGAGGAUGUCACGCAUCAUGUCCAUGUUAGCAUUGUAUUAUCGGACUAGAUUCUACCAAGUAACUUAUUAAUCUAAUGUUUUUUUGGAUGCACAGCUGUUGACUUCAACAACAAAAUAGGGGAAGCAUUAUCAGUUAAGCACAACUGAGCUUGAGUACUCUGACUGUUUAUUUGUGAAUAGACUUUUUACAUUUCCUUUAUUAAUUUAUUUUACUGAGAGCAUGACCAUUAUUUGUGCAAGUUAAGUACGUAAAAAAAAGAUCUUUGUAAAUGUUAUGGUUUUCCCUUAUGACAAAGAUCCCAUGUGGUUGACAUGAGUACUGUUGUGUUAUUAGUGUCACCCAUGAUUGUGGUGAUAAAUGUACGUGUUAACCACAAACUUUAUUUCUAAAUAUGAAAGCAAUCUGGGGAAAUAUUAAAUGUUGAUUAAAGGAUAUUUGCACUUUUUAUUUAAACAAUUUAUUUGAUAACAAAUACUAUGAAACUGUACAUUUUUUGUGUUAUAAAAUGCAUUACUGUGUACACAUUUGCACAAUUUGUAAUCUGGCUAAAGCCAUAUUAAUGUAAAUGUAUUAAAUAUUGUAUUGUUCUUGAGAAUAAAAUGUAAAAUAAAUGCAAUUUAAAUAUAA